AUGCCUGGAUCGUUCGAGGACAAUGGAUUCCUCGACCAGGAAGAGCCCCUUCCUCCGCUCCACGUGGCAGUUGAUGCGGAAGAUGUGGACCUGGUGCGCCAAUUAGCUGCCACUGCGGACCCUGUCGAUCUGGCUGCGGCUCUCUGUCGAUCUUGCGAAUAUGGUAAAAUCACCAGCACCCACGCUCUGCUCGAGAGCGGCCGAUGUGAUGCCAACACGCCUGUGAAUGGAGACACACCUUUAUUCUUGGCCGCGAAAAAGGUCCAGUUAGCCGUAGUCAAAUUUCUGCUUCAGCAUGGGGCCGAUGUCACGAUCAAAUCCAAGAACAAGCGGUCUGGAGACAAACCCCCAGCUUUUACCCCCCUCCACGGAGUGGUGGACAGUCUGGCUCCCUACCAAAAGGUGGAAGAUCUGACCCGCUACGAAGAGCUGAUGCAGGUGCUGCUGGAUGCUGGGUGCGACAUCAAUGCGCAGGAUGCCAAUGGACAUACCGCGCUGCUGCUUUCAGUACACAAGGAGACUGUCCUUGCUCCAUUUCUCUUGCAGCAUGGAGCGGACCCGAACAUCGCAGAGUACCGGGGAGGCACGUCUAUGCAUUUCCUCCACCACCCCUUGGACCACCCAGAGUUGUUCAAGGGCCUUAUGGCGGGUGGAGGCCGCCUGGAUAUUAUUCGAGAUGGAAAUGGUCAAACCCCGCUGCAUGCCUAUGCGUCUAAGUGUCAACUGGGCGAUCUCUCGCUGUUCCAGCCCUUUGUGUCGGAUUGGACGAUCACUGACGGCAAGGGCAACACGCUUCUUCAUACCGCCGCCGCGAAACAUCGUUGUGGGAGCGACACUAUAGUGGAAUUGCUGAAGCUUGGAAUUGAUCCCAACCAGAGGAACCAUGAAGGGCAACAGGCUAUCCACUUGGUGGAGGGCUCGGAGCAAAACAUCCAGGAUGUGUUGGACAUUCUUUGCGCAGCUGGUGCAGAUCUCGAGGCUAGAGACUAUCGCGGAUGUACGCUUCUCACCAAGGCCAUGCAUGGCAACCCACAGUGGAAUUGUCGCGAGCUUCUUCCCUACCUAAUCAGCCGUGGAGCCAACAUCAACGCGCAGGAUUAUAAAGGCAACGGGGUACUAUCUUAUCUGAUCAAACCAUACCAUUUCCGAUCCGAGUACUUGGAAUUUCUACUGUCUCUUGGAGCAGACCCAAACAUGGUAAAUUACGAAGGAGACACGCUCAUGCAUCAUCUCGCGGCCAAUUUUGCUACCAUCGACCAAGAUACGGCUCUUUUAGCCAUGAUUCAACUUGUCAAAAUGGGCAACUCCCCCACGAUUCCCAAUUUCCGUGGUCGGACACCUCUGCAUCUGUUGUGCAGCCAAUCUUCAGAUAAUUUGUUCGCGGCUACCGCACAGGGAGGCAAGUGUGCUAUCGACCUACUUCUAGAUGUGGGUUUCGGUAUCGCUCUAAAUAUGAGUGAUCACCAGGGAAUUCGACCUAUCCACCUUGCUGCUACGGUUUCGGAGCACCUGGUCGGUAAAUUACUCGCUCGGGGCGCUGAUGCUACAUUUUCAACAAAGGAUGGCCGCAAUCUGUUGCAUAUUGCGUCAGCCGCGCGCCAAAGUAACUCUGUUGGACUAAUCUUGGACCACUGCGACACCAAGAAGCUGGAUAUAAUGCUCAAUGCACGCUCGAAAGACGGGAGAACGCCACUGCAUGUGGCCUGCCGCUCUGGAAGACUGGAGACAGUUAAUCUUCUCCUUGCAUAUGGAGCAGAUGUCAACGUCGAGGACAAGCAAAACCGUACCCCUCUAGAUGCAUGCGCCGAGUCCAUCGCGGAAGACCAGCUUUGGCAGGGGGCUGACGACCAAGAAAACAUAAUGAACACGUACUCCGCGGCAGGGAUUUUGGCAGAAGAUAACCAUCGGCCGACACAGCCCACAUCGAAGAUGGAAACGAAGCACCACAAGACCAAAGGCUUGGGGUGGAAAGGAGAAAUCACAUCUGAAAGUUCAACAAUCGGAAUUGGACGAAUCGUACGAGCAUUGGCAUCCCAUGGAGCCUUGGCAUAUGAAAAGAAAUUUGGCACCGGUCCUAUGUACUACGCGGUUGAAGAAGGAAAUGAGGAAAUGACCGUGGAGUUGGACAGGUUAUCACGAGAAAUGAGCCUUCAGAUUCAAGGUCACCACAGCAUGACUGAAUACUAUCUGCUGCGCUCUCAGCGCCUCCCAGACAUCCUCCAAGAACGAUUCAAGGAAUACAUCUCUGAACAUAAUGUGCUCCCAAUGAUCUUGCUCGGCAACCACGAGGAGGUUGCACAGGCGGUGGAGAAAAUCGCCUCCGUUAUUGAGGAUAGAUCCUGCAUGCCGGCGGUUAUGACCUCUCUCGCGAGAUGGGGAUUUCCAGAGCUAUUUGGGCGAAUCGGCAGUGCGAUAUCAGGCAACUGGAUCAACGGCGAUGGCACAAAUUUUCGGGACCAAAGGCUGACGCCGCCUCUUCUGACGGCUGCUCAGCGAGUCCUUCCUAACUUGGAUGUUAUUCGGGUCAUGGUCGAGACGUUCAACACAGAUGUUAACAUCAGAUUUGAAGAAGAUAUGGUUGAUAAACCCCAAAUAAGCUACCAGACAAGGAUGGCACUGAACCGACAUUACAAACCUGGUGAUACGAUCCUCCAUCAACUGGCCCAUGGUACGCACUGGUGGUACAAAGGAGCCAUUCGGUACCUCCUGGAACAUGGUGCUGACCCCAACGCCCAAAACAAACAGGGCAAGACGCCUUUAUGCAAUGCAGUUUCACGGGGGGAGCUGGGGGGUCACCACCAGCUCGAAAUCACGAGAAUAUUGCUGGAGGGCGGCGCCGACCCUAACAUAGCUGCAACGUGUGGUUAUACCCCGCUGGCCAUGUCGGCGCACGACACCGAGUUGUUCCAAUUACUGAUCGACCAUGGAGCAUAUCCCUCUCAGGACCACCCCAUGGAACUCUUCGCUGCGUUGUCCAGUUUCAACAAAGACGUGGCCUCCGCUCUCUUAGAAAUGGAUUUGAACUGCAACACGACGGUGUUAUCCAAUGCGCAGCCACAUUGGCACACUCACCGUGUCCAAAGGGUCCCGGCAAACCACGGGCUCAAGCUGAGCCCUCUUCUUUACAUCUCAAUGCUACCAUUUAACGAAGCCAACUGCCGCGACCACGCCUGCAGGAUGAUUGAAUUUCUCCUAGAACGCGGGACAGAUCCCUUCCUGCCUUGCGACAAGAACCAAGUGAUUCUACACGAAAUUUUCGCCAGCGGAGGAAUCAUCCAACCAUGGCUAGAUAUGCCCGAUCUUGACAUAGAACGACGCGACCCCGCAGGAAGAACGCUGCUGCUGGCAGCGGCGAACUCUACGACUGGAACCCACUCGUAUGCCUGCACACUUACGGCAUACCCAUUCCGAAGCGGGGACCUUGCACCAGCGUCCUGGAAGGAGGGUGACCCUACGCGUGCAAUGGCCCUGUAUCAACGGGGAGCGGAUUUGAGUGCAGUAGAUGACGAGAGAAACAAUGUAUUGCAUUAUCUGGCUGAUUUUGACUGCUUUAAUGAUCACUUCGCGUCGGUUGAGGUUCGACGGACUCUGAAAUUGUUCGUGGAUAAAGCCCCCGAGUUGGUACACCAGACCAAUGUGCAUGGGCAGACGCCUUGGUCGAUAGCGGCGGACAAGCAUCUCGUGGAGCUCAUGGAGAUCUUGCGGACAAAUAAUGUGCGCGCGGAAUGA
Messenger RNA from Penicillium robsamsonii, 3729 nucleotides. Its product is annotated as ankyrin repeat domain-containing protein. Bases 1 to 3729 code for a protein of 1242 amino acids. The record is from RefSeq and is a predicted model, not a curated record. Lineage: Eukaryota; Fungi; Ascomycota; Eurotiomycetes; Eurotiales; Aspergillaceae. Gene Ontology annotation, molecular function: protein binding. The transcript has a single exon.